UAUUGUAUUUUUCCCCCUCAAGGGCGGCACUUCCGCCAUAAGAACGUAACAUCCGGUUGUGCAGCAGCCAUUUUGUCUGUUCGGGCACGUCUACUCUGACAUUCGAAAAACUGGCGUUCCACCUUACAAAAACACUCGAAUAUACUCACCAUGCCUUUAUUUAAACUUUAUACUUGCGUCUAAAAAUAUAUUAACAUCCCAAACGCGCCUACGAGGAAAGGCAGACUUUUCGCGAUAAACGCCCUGGCGUUGUAGCGGGCGACAGGGUCCAGCACCAUGUCGUGCAAGGAAAGCUACUUAGCUAUCUUUCGCUACCUGACGGACGAGCGGGAACCGUACGCGCCGGGCACGCCAGGCAACACCAAGCGCAAGAUCCGCAAAGCGGCGGCCUGCUACGUGGUCCGCGGCGGCACCCUGUACUACCAGCGGCGACUCAAGGGCCAGGACGUGUUCACCGAGCUGGAGGUGGUCCUGCGGGACGAGCGCAGGAAGGAACUGAUCGAGCAGACGCACGUCCUCGAAGGAGGAGAGCAUCUCAACCAGCAGCUCACCUGGGAGAGCAUCUCGCGGAAGUAUUGGUGGAGAGGUAUCCUGAAGCAAGUGAAGGAUCACAUCCGCGAGUGCACCACCUGCACCGUUCGCCGUGGCGCGGAUGACAGCCCCGGGGGCGGGCGCGCAAACAGUCGGGCGAGGAAGCGCAAGACGGGCGACGAAGACGAUGACGACGAGGAGGAUGAAGAGGAGGAAGAGGGGGAGGUGGGAGAAGAAAUGGAUGAUAGUCUCUUCCACACAGACCUGUCUAGUCGGAGCAGAUCCAAGGUGGCAAAGACAGAUAAGCAUGAGCUAGUUUAUGUGAACAGCAAAGGUGAAGUGAACCAGUUCCUUUCCAAUCACAGCCAGACGGUGCUGGAGAAACUCAACCAUCAGCGCAUCACCAAUCAGUUCUGCGACAUCACACUGCUGAUCGAGGGCGAGGAGUAUCGGGCGCACAAGGCGGUGUUGGCGGCGUGCAGCGAGUACUUCAACGAGCUCUUCUUCGAGAAGGGCGCCGCGUCCACGCACGAGGCCGUGGUCGACCUUGCCGGGUUCACGAAAGACAGCUUCCUGCCUCUUCUGGACUUCUCCUACACAUCUAUGCUGACGUUCAACUUCAGCGUCAUGGCGGAGAUCGCCAACCUGGCGCGCCACUUGCUGAUGCCCGAGGUGCUGCAAAUCUGCGAGUCGGUGCACAAGCAGGUGGAGGAGCAGAGGCUUGUGGUGUACCAGCACGAGGACAGCCGCCCCGUUGUCGCCGCACAAGUGGCGGAGUCCGCCCCCGACGAGGCGGGCUCCUACACGGUCACCAUACAAAGCGACGGCAGCGCGGUGGUCACCCACACCGGGCUCCCCGUGGCGGGGGAGUCUUUUGCCAUCGUGGCGCCCGCGGGCAGCGAGCAGCCGGUAGCGGUCACGGCCGAGGGGGUGGAGAGCGGCGAGACCCUGACGCUGAUCGCGCACCAGGCGGCCCUUCUUGGCGCGGAGGGGGAGACCAUGACGGUGGUCACCCACAGCGGGCAGGCGGGCGCCACCGAGUCCCUGGCGGUGGUGUCGGCCUGCCUGGCUAUCGAGCAGCCGGACGGGGCUGAGACUUUUCUUUUAGACAUGGAGGCGGGACAAGAGAAGGCCGCCGAAGUUAAUAUGGUCCCCGCGGUCGAGCUUCAGACGCCAGCGGCCACCGAAGCACCCGAGCCGGCCGCCGAUGCGCCCCAGCCUGCCCCCGAGCCUCUCGUCGCACCCGCCCCAAAACGGAAACGCGGGCGGCCGCCCAAGGUGAAGAAGGACGUGCCGAUGGAGGAGGUUACGCCGCCGCCGGAGGACGGCGAGGAAGAGGUCGAACCGUCGGCUGAGGACGACAAGCACGAAACGUCGAGCGACCCAAAUCAAAGGCGACUGCGGCAGCGCUCCAUCGGCGAGGGCGGCUACGCCCGCCUCCACAUGGGCCUCGACGACGACGACGACGAGGGCAAGAGCGCCGCCGCGGCCCCUCGUGCCACCCCCACCCCGAAGGUGGGUCCGAGGCCCGGGAAGAGGGGGCGGCCUCCCAAGCAGCUCGAGGAGAACCCCGUGGGAGGGGAAGCCGAGUCGGCCCAAGAUCAGGAAGCACACGCCGCGGAGGCCGAAGACGCUUGCUCGACCGAGGCCGCCGCCGCUGUUGCGCCGGUGGCGGCUGACCCGGAAGCGGGUAACGAGGUCCCGGCCGAGGGCGGCGCGGAGGGAGGACACACGUGCGCCGAGUGCGGCAUGUCCUUCCCACGCCGCUACGCGCUCAUCAUGCACACCAUGAAGCAUGACAAAAGUCGCGGAUACAAGUGCAGCCUGUGCAGCAAAGACUUCCAGUACGCCGCCUCUCUGCGCGCCCACCUGGCCCGCCACAAGCAGCAGAGCGUCCAGCGGGCCCCCGCCGCCAAGUCGGCGUCCGCAUCCUCCUCAUCCUCGCACCCCGUCGAGGGCGGCCAGGACUCCAAGACGACGACGUGGCCUCACACCAAGCGCGAGUUUGUGUGCGACAUCUGCGGCAAGACGCUGCCCAAGCUCUACUCUUUGCGCAUCCACAUGCUGCACCACACGGGCGUGCGGCCGCACGCGUGCAAGGUGUGCGGCAAAACCUUCGCCCACAAGCACGGCCUCAAGAUGCACCGCGCCCUGCACGACGUCACCAAGCAGUUCCAGUGUCAGUAUUGUCACAAGUCCUUCGUCAGCAAGCGCAGCAUGGAGGAGCACACCAGCCUGCACACCGGCGAAUCCAAGUACCUGUGCAACACGUGCGGGGCGACGUUCCACCGAGCCUCGGCCUUGAGCAAGCACCUGAAGAAGCACAGACCCAAGCCGGAAGUGCGCGCCUUUGCUUGUUCUCACUGCGACAAGCGCUUCUACGAGGCCAAAGACCUGCAGCAGCACAUGAACAAGCACAUGGGCCUCAAGCCCUUCCAGUGUCAGAUGUGCGGCAAGUGCUACAGCUGGAAGAAGGACUGGUACUCGCACGUCAAGUCGCACAGUGUGGCCGAACCUUUCAAGUGCAACGUGUGCGGCAAGGAGUUCUUCGAGAAGGCGCUGUUCCGGCGCCACGUGAAGAAGGCCACGCACGGCAAGAAGGGUCGCGUUAAGCAGAAUCUGGAGCGAGAGUGCGAGCACUGCGGCAGGAAGUUCACGCAGCUCCGAGAGUACAGGAGGCACAUCAACAACCACCAAGGCGUGAAGCCGUUUGAGUGCGUGACGUGCGGCGUGGCGUGGGCCGACGCCCGCUCCCUGAAGCGCCACGUGCGCACGCACACGGGCGAGCGCCCCUACGUCUGCCCCAACUGCAACGAGGCGCACAUCGACGCCCGCACCCUCCGCAAGCACAUGUCCAAGUACCACGCCGACAGCCUGCCGGGUAAGAUCAUGCUGGAGAAGGACACGCUGCAGUUCCACAACCAGGGCACGCAGGUGGAGCACGCCGUCAGCAUCCUGGCGGCCGACCUGCCGCCCGAGCUGCGGCUGGCGCAGGCGGCCGACCCGGCCGCCGCCUCCUCGACCGAGGAGAUUGAGACGGUGCUCAUUACCGAGGAGACGGUGGAGGCGGUGCAGGCCGUGCAGGCUGCGGAGGCCGCCGACGGCUCGAUGGCCACGCUGACCGACCGGGGCAUCAUGCAGGUGGUCAACUACGUGCUGGCGCAGCAGGCCAUGACGGGCGUCCGGCUGGAGGAGGCGCCCGACGCCAUUCAGACCAUGGAGGUGGAGGUGACAGAGGUGGAGUAGAUGUAUUUAUAUAAUCCCGGACGAUCUUCUUAUGUAGCCCGCGCCGCCUUUUCUAUUUUAAACAUGUCAAUAGCUUUGGACAAAAUGGGGGGAGGGGGGGAUCUGUUUUUGGGACCCUUUCAUGCUCACCCCGCUCUCUGGUCUUGAUUCCAUCAUGAGAUAAUUAAAAAAAAGUACUGCUUUAUCACUCCUGUUAUCCAUCCAUCCAUUUUCCGAUCCGCUUAUCCUCCAAGGGUUGCGGGGAGGCGCGUGGGGCGUGCAAUCGCCACAGAGGAAUCAAACACGGUACCUCUGCACUGCGAGGUAGACGUGCGAGCCAGUUGGGGCUGCCAUUUUUUGCUCUCGUGUUCGUCAAUUACUUUCCACGCUCACAGGACAAUAAAUUAAAUAAACUUGUCAUCCUGCCGUACAUCAUCAAACUAAAAUGAAAUAAAUUCGUGAUGACAAUUGGUUUAAAAUUUUUUUUUUUAAUCUAAUAAAAAAAGACAGCAGAGUAGUCAAGAAGAGUGGAUAUUUAUUUUGCAUUUAUAUAUCAAAAUAGCCUCAACAUAUUUACAGUGAAAAAUUGUACAAAAAAAAGGAAAACGUGCCUGUUUUUUUUUUUUUUGGUCUAUUUCCAACUUUUGACGUUGCUUUAUUUCCUGAUCACAAAACUAUACAACAUGUACAUACAUUAAUCCCACGUAAUAAUCCUCAACCAAAUACAAAUUAGGAGUGGGUAACACUUAAA
Hippocampus zosterae (dwarf seahorse) is the source of this 4507-nucleotide messenger RNA. RefSeq names its product zinc finger and BTB domain containing 11 (gene zbtb11). The transcript is spliced from 10 exons. Lineage: Eukaryota; Metazoa; Chordata; Actinopteri; Syngnathiformes; Syngnathidae. The record is from RefSeq and is a predicted model, not a curated record. Gene Ontology annotation, cellular component: nucleus. The coding region runs from base 277 to 3777 and encodes 1166 amino acids. Gene Ontology annotation, molecular function: RNA polymerase II cis-regulatory region sequence-specific DNA binding; DNA-binding transcription factor activity, RNA polymerase II-specific; protein binding. Gene Ontology annotation, biological process: regulation of transcription by RNA polymerase II.